Messenger RNA from Acanthamoeba castellanii str. Neff, 1444 nucleotides. RefSeq names its product ABC transporter transmembrane region domain containing protein. Gene Ontology annotation, biological process: transmembrane transport. NCBI's taxonomy places the organism in Eukaryota, Discosea, Longamoebia, Acanthamoebidae. The transcript has 7 exons. The annotation marks the transcript as partial. The record is from RefSeq and is a predicted model, not a curated record. Gene Ontology annotation, molecular function: ABC-type transporter activity; ATP binding. Gene Ontology annotation, cellular component: membrane.
AUGCACGACGGCACGGUCCAGGCCUCGGGCACCUACGCCGAGCUGGUGGCCCGCGGCGUUGACUUUGUGGGACUCCUCAAUGAAGACCAGGAAAAAGUCAACGGCGACGAUGACGUAGACCAGGCAAAGGAAGUCAACGGUCCCGCGGGCCAGUUGACCGACGGCGACGAGGUCGAGGGCGAGGCGGAGGCAGCGGAGGAGAGCGAAGCGGCGGAGAAAGAGCGGAAAGCGAAGGGCAAGCUGAUCGACGACGAGGAGCGGAGGACGGGCGCGGUCGAGUGGCGCGUCUACGGGCAGUACCUCAUGGGCACAGGCGGCAUCGCCUUCCUCAUGCUCAUGCUCGCCAUCUCCCUCGUCUUUGAGGGCACGGAGGCGUUUUCGCGGCUGUGGCUGGCGUUCUGGUCGAGCGAUGCCAAGGCCGACACGACCCUCCACCUUUCCGUCUACCUCGGGGCGGCGAUAACGAGCAGCCUGCUGGCGUUCAGUCGUCAGUUCCUGUGGACCAAGGGCACCCUCGACUGCGCCCUUCAACUGCACGACCGCCUCCUCAGCGCCAUUCUGCGCGCACCCAUGACCUUCUUCUUCACCACACCCACCGGUCGCAUCAUCACGCGGUUCUCGAAGGACCAGGGCGUCGUGGACCAGGAGAUCCCGGACAUGGUGUCGGACUUCUUCCUGUGCCUGUUCGCCUCGCUGGGCACGCUCCUCAUGAUCUGCGGCGUUCUGCCCUGGUUCCUCCUCCCCGUCUUCCCCAUCAUCGCCGUCUACUGGUGGAUCCAGCAAUUCUACCGCAAGACUUCCCGCGAGCUGGGCAGGUUGGAGUCGAUGACGAGUUCGCCGAUCUACGCGCAGUACACGGAGACGCUGGAGGGCCUGGACACGAUUCGCGCGUUCCACUGCCAGCCGCAGCUCAAACGCGAAAACGCGCGGCUGCUGGUGGACAACCUGCGGGCCUACUUCUGCCUCUUCACGGCCAACCGCUGGCUGGGCGCGCGGGUCGAAGCCGUAGGCACGGGCAUCAUUCUCAUCAUCGCCGCCCUGUGCGUUGCCACCCGCGGCGCUCUCAGCGUCGGCUUCGUCGGCCUCAUCCUCGCCCUCGCCAACAACUCGAACAUGAAUCGGGUGGAGCGGCUGCUGCACUACACGGCCACCCCGCCCGAGGCCCCACUCGCCCUCGCCCGCGGGCAGCGCUGGGACCCCAAGCUCCGCCAAAUCGUCAGCACCACCGGUGUUGACGUGGAGGAGGGACUCGAGGCCGACGACGACGAUGAGGGGGAGCAGUGGCCCACGGAGGGGCGGAUCGAGUUCCGCGACGUAUGGAUGCGCUACCGCGACGAGCUCGGCCACGUCCUCAAGGGCAUCGACCUCGUCAUCCAACCCCACCACAAAGGCACGACACACGACGCACGCACCGCACAUGACACGACACAACACGACACAUGCU